Messenger RNA from Zophobas morio, 1765 nucleotides. It is a transcript of the gene Pof, whose product is annotated as protein painting of fourth. Bases 96 to 1685 code for a protein of 529 amino acids. The record is from RefSeq and is a predicted model, not a curated record. Gene Ontology annotation, molecular function: RNA binding. Lineage: Eukaryota; Metazoa; Arthropoda; Insecta; Coleoptera; Tenebrionidae. The transcript has 5 exons.
AAAAUCUAAACACAGUUCAAGGUUAUAACGUGAUGUAGCUACCUGUCAAAUUAGUAAAUAAAUAAUUAAAAAAGAAAUAUUUGUUUCCAACGGUCAUGAGUGGAAAUAGCUAUGGUGGUUAUUAUUACUCCCCGAGUACCCAAAAUUUUCCAGUGGAUCCAAAUCAAACUUGGAGCGAGUGGUCAUUAGAGCAGCAGCAAUAUAAUAAUAACGUACGAAACACGAUACAACACCACAAUAGUCCAUUAAACCACACGAACAAUCAUUCAAAUGCUUAUGGAGCACCUAAUAGAGCUCAGAACUUCUAUAAUCCAAAUACCAGACAUUUCCAGCAGAGACGGUUUAACAUUUCGAAUCAAUCAUUUGCGGGAAGUCAGCAAUCUUCUUGGCAGAGAAAUAGUUACAACAAAAGGUCACGACCACAGGACUCACCAGGUGAUAAUGGAGAACCUAAAAGUAAGUCAUCGAAAAAGAAGAAAAAGCCCUUGUCACAAAAUGUACCUAGUAAGAAAGACUGGACCCUUGAAGAGGCCGAAUUGGCGUUAUCAGUGGAGAAAGAGUAUAACAAGCGUUACAAAAAUCAUUCAUUAAUUAUUAAGUUUCCUGACCAAGAACUAAAUAGAGACAUUGUUUCUAAAUUCCAUCCGAGUAUAGAAAACGUGCAUUUUCAGCAGCCAUCAACACCCAGGUUUUGUUUUGUAACACUCCAGGAAACAGCUGAUGCUGACGCCGUUAUAACUGCCUUGAAUAAAAUAAAGUUUGGUGAAGGGUACCUGACAGCUGAGUAUAAAAAAGAUCGCGAAGAAGAUCAAAAUAUUGGCCCUGAAGACAUCGACCCCUGCACUUUGUAUGUUGGCAAUCUUGCUCAAGAAAUUACAAAAGAAGAUAUGGUGAAAACUUAUCCUAAAGGACGUCGAAUAGACAUUGGAUAUGCAAAGAAAAUGAAAUAUACACGCUAUGCUUUUGUCUCAUUUAAAAACGUCAGUGAUUCAGUAGAGGCCUUUAAAAAAACGCACAGCACGCAAAUGUACUCAAAAAGUUUAAUUGUUAGGUUCAGAAGGUUGCACGGCACUGUUGGUAUGCCUGGAGAGUCUAAACCACAAAGUCCUGCCAAAAAAUCGGAUACAAAUACGCCAGAACCUACAAAUAAUGAACGAUCUGAGCACAGUAACAGUACAACCACUGAGUUGCCUGAGCUUCAAAGUAGCAGAGCUAGUGAUACACAUUCAGAGGUAGAUUUGAGUGUAGUGAAGCAAGAAGUUAAUAGUUCAGAUGAUGAAAUAAGUGUAGAACAUAAAUCACUAUCUAAACGUUAUGAAUCACCAUUCAUGCCAGGUUCCAUUAAUGUAGCUUUUGAGCAGCACAGACCUAUUAAAAAAGAAAAAAGAGAAGUUGGAGAUGUCGGCGAUUUACUAUAUGGACAAAAUGAUGUCAGUAGUGAAAGAAUGAACUCUUUCCUUGGUAGCACAUCACAGACACAACCGAAUGGUUCAAAAAUGUCGAUAAAAACUGAACCACAAAGCAAUACAGCAACAACUGUAAAAAGUGAACGCAAUGAUGAAGAUGAUUCUUCUGAUGAUGAUGAAGGUGGUGGUGGAUUAAGUGAUGUGAAUUUCAGCAGUCUUUUGAAUCAGCUAGAUCAUCAUUCCAGUCAGAUUGAAACUUUGCGUAAGUGGGCCCCUUAAUUUUUAUUUAUUAUGUAUGUAUGUUUUUAUGUAAUGAAUAGGUUGUCUACUGUAAUUUUAAUAAACAUAUUGUGGUAUUA